This is a messenger RNA of Erigeron canadensis, 1398 nucleotides long. RefSeq lists its product as uncharacterized. The coding region runs from base 1 to 1398 and encodes 465 amino acids. NCBI's taxonomy places the organism in Eukaryota, Viridiplantae, Streptophyta, Magnoliopsida, Asterales, Asteraceae. The transcript has 2 exons. The record is from RefSeq and is a predicted model, not a curated record.
AUGGUAGAACCUGUUAAGCUACGGUUUUUUCCGUUAUCUUUAACAGGGGAAGCUAAACUUUGGUUUAAUGGAUUAGAAGAAGGUUCAAUUAAUUCUUGGGAUGAAAUGAAAAAAGUUUUUGCAAAUAGAUUUUUUCCACGCGGUUUGCAACAAAAAUUGUUUAAUGACAUAAGAACUUUUAAGCAAUACGAAAAAGAAAACUAUAUCGAUUGUUGGAUAAGAUUGCAAAAACUGCUUAAAAAAUGUUAUGGUCAUGGUCUCGAUAAAGAACAAAUUGUAAACAUAUUUUACAAUGGUCAAGACGAGAAUUCCCAAAUUCUACUUGAUGCGGCUGGUGGAGGAAUAUUUUUAUACAAAAGCGCAAAUGAUGCUUAUCAAGUCAUGGAGGACAAAGUGAUGAUGAGAAUGUCAAAGACCAAGGUUGAGGAAGGGAAAUCAAAGGCAGUAUCGUUCGUCGAAGCAAAGGAAGAAAGUUCAAGGAUGGAGGCAAAGUUUGAUACUAUGAUGAAUUUGUUCACUAACAAAUUCGACAGCCUAGAAAAAGAGAUGAAUAAUCUGAAAUAUGGUUACUCACAUGGUGGGGCAAGCCAUAACUCUGAAGAUUGUGAUGCAAUUGAGGUUCAUGAAGAGGCGAAUUAUUUGCAAAACAAUUACCAAGGAAAUAACCAACGUGGUGGGGUCAAAACCACAACCAAGGGAAUUUUACCAAUGGAACUUUUCAGGAGACUUGAUAUCCUCAGAGCUAACCACAAACAAGGCCUUCGUAAUCACCAAACGUCUAUAACUAAUUUGGAAAAGAAGUUGGAUCGCAUAAGUGAAACAUCAACAGACAGACCAACUGGUUCACUACCCAGCAACACGCAAUCAAAUCCGAGACCCUCAAGCUCAAACUCAAACCAAACAUAUAAGCCCCCUCCCGCUAGAACCGAGCAUGUAAAUGCUAUUUCUACAAAGGCUGGUAACAUUUACCAAACUAACAUUGAAAGUGCAGCUCCUACCGAUUCACCGAAACUUGUAUCCAAACCUGUAGAAGAUGACUUCACCGACGAUGAAAGUGUGCCAGAAGAGAUUGAAAUGGAGCCAAAACCAACAGAAAAGAGGCCAACUGUUUCCACUGAACUAGUUAAACCACCGCUGAAGGCGUACAAACCAAAGAUUCCAUACCCACAACGCUUGAGAAAGGAGAAGAUGGCGGCAAGAUAUGGCAAAUUUCUUGAGAUGAUCAAAGCAAUUCGCAUCAAUGUGCCAUUAGUUGAUGUACUUGCAGGGAUGCCAAACUAUGCUAAGUUCAUCAAAGAACUGUUGAACAACAAGGACAAGUUGGAGGAAGUGUCUGCAACAUUUUUGAAUGAAGAAUACAUAGCCAUUUUGCAAGAAUCAGAUUCCACCAAAGCUUGA